CCCCGGAGCGUUGUGCCGGGCUGGGAAUUGGUCAGCAAGUGGCUGCGUGCUGCAUGCUUAGCGCUGUCUGCCAUAACUCCCGGACCUUAGCAGGUCGCUUGGAAAAAUGCCCCGUGUAAUGAAGUUGGGAAAUAAUAAUUAGUCUUCGAGGAGGGCCAAAUGCAUUAAGGACUGCACAGAAAUACACGAGGCUGUCUAGUUUCCUCAGAACGCAGGAGAAAUACAAGAACCGGGUGGGCAGUCCAAGACACAUGCCUAAGAAACACUUUCUCUAAGUGCAUCUGGAACAUUUCAAUGACCGUUUUCCUCGGUGAGGCAGCGAGACAAGCUGUAACUGCAGCGAUCGGAUGUUCUGCUCUGAAACUCUUCACGAGGAGCGGUGCCACGGCCGAGCUGGAGACGAGACCUGGAAGCUGGACAGGGCCAAACCGCGCUGAGGGUUCGUGUCUGGAGGAGCAGCUCGACACCAGGAGGAGCAGCCACAUUCCUCUGCGGAGGUUUAAGGUAGAAACUUAAACAUACCAGGUGCAGAGCAGAACACAGUAGCCAUGAAUGACAUUGCACAGAAAACCGAGAUGAAAGAACUGCUUGCAUCUGAUGAUGAUGAUGACACGAAAUCAUCUAAGAUGGACAAGGGUUAUGUUCCAAAGCUAAUAGGAACUGUUAAAGGCAAGUUUGAAGAAAUGGAGAAGCAAAGGCAAGAAGAAGAAAGAAAAAGAACGGAAGAAGAAAGAAAGCGCAGAAUUGAACAAGAUAUGAUUGAGAAAAGAAAAAUUCAAAGAGAACUAGCAAAAAAAGCACAGGAGAUUGAUGACUUAAACAAUACGGGAAGUGAAUCAGCAGCAGAGGAAGGGGAUGAUUCACUGCUGGUUACAGUAGUGCCUGUAAAACCCACCAAAACACCUGGGAAGAAGAAAAUAAACUUUGAAAACACAGGAAAAGAAAGAGUAGAACAAAAAGACAGACAGGAUGAAGAAAUGAAGCUAAAAUAUGAGGAACAAAAACAAUUCCUUAAGGAAACCAAGUGCCUUUCAUUUGUCAUGGGUGAAAAUCAAGACAAUGAAUCACAAGAGCCUCUGUCUCCUGGUAAGCUGAAAGUAACAUUUGAAGAACUUGAAAGACAGAGACAGGAAAAUCAAAGGCGGCAAGCAGAGGUAGAAGCAAAACAGCGUUUAGAAGAGGAAAAACGCACCUUUGAAGAAGCUAGACAGCGAAUGAUAAAUGAAGGUGAUGAUGAUGAAUCUGAAAAUUCUGGUAAAGAAUUCCGUCCUGGUAAACUUAGGCUCAGUUUUGAGGAGAUGGAAAGACAGAGGAGAGAAGAGGAAAAGAGGAAAGCUGAACAAGAUGCAAGACGACGCAUAGAAGAAGAGAAACGGGCAUUUGCUGAAGCAAGGAAGAACAUGCAGGUGCUGGAUGAUGAAUCACCAGAAAUGUUUAAAACAUUUUCUCAAGAAUCUCUCAUACCUGGUAAACUGGAAAUUAAUUUUGAGGAAAUGCUGAGACAAAAAAUGGAAGAAGAAAAGAGACGCACAGAGGAAGAGCGUAGGCAAAAGUUGGAAAUGGAAAAGCAAGAAUUUCAACAGUUAAGACAAGAAAUGGGAGAGCUGGAAGAAGAGUCUGAAACUUUUGAGCUAAGCAAAGAAUAUGAAGAAUUAAUAAAGCUAAAAAGAAGUGGUUCUAUUCAGGCAAAGAACUUGAAAAGCAAGUUUGAAAAAAUAGGACAAUUGUCUCAAGAAGAAAUACAGAAGAAGAUUGAAGAAGAACGAGCUAAGAGAAGAGCAAUGGAUGAAGAAAUAAGAGAAAGGGAAGCUGAAAAAUUUCAAGAGGAUGAUGAAGUAGAUGUAAGACCAGCCAAGAAAUCUGAGGCUCCAUUUACUCAUAAAGUAAACAUGAAGGCACGUUUUGAGCAAAUGGCAAGAGCCAGGCAAGAAGAAGAACAGAGGAGGAUUGAAGAACAAAAAUUACUACGCAUGCAGUUUGAACAAAAAGAAAUUGAUGCUGCAUUACAGAAGAAAAGGGAAGAGGAAGAAGAUGAUGAUGGAAGCAUUAUUAAUGGUUCUGCUUGCGAAGAUGAGGAAGAUCAAGCUCGAUCUGGAGCUCCUUGGUUCAAGAAGUCACUAAAAAACACAUCAGUUGUUGAUGGCGAGCCAGUGAGAUUUACAGUUAAAAUUACUGGAGAACCAAAACCUCAAGUCACAUGGUGGUUUGAAGGGGAAAUGUUGCAGGACUCUGAGGACUAUCAAUAUAUUGAAAGAGGAGAAACUUAUUGCCUUUAUUUGCCAGAAACCUUCCCAGAAGAUGAAGGUGAAUAUAUGUGUAAAGCAGUCAACAAUAGAGGCACAUCUGCUAGCACCUGUAUUCUCACCAUUGAAAGUAAGAGUUAGUUUUUAAAUUCGCUUAAUUCUCAAAUACUCUUCUUGCAUCUUUCCUAUUAUGAAGAUCUAUUAAUCUCUUCCUCUUAACCCUUUUUAUUUUCUAGCUGAUGACUACUAAUGCUCUACUUUAGCUGGAAUCUUUCUUCCCCUCAAAACUUUCUUACUGCAUCAUCUCUUUCUCUGAUGGGGCCAACUAAAGAAAGCAAGGAUACGCAUUGAUUUGUCAUUCCUGCAUCACAUAAGAAUAACCUUCAAACUGUGUGAGCGUCCAGGUUCCUUGCUCAAUAUGAAAUUUAGUACUGAAGGUUAAAAACAAGGAAUCAAUGUUAAGAACUAAAAGGAAAAACUGAAUAAUAGUGCUCCCACAUUUGAAGACCAACUGUUGUGUAAUAGUAUAAAGCUAAAUACACAAUCUGGAAACCUGUGUAGUAGUGUAAAUCUACUGGUAUAUUUUGCAUGAACGCUAAAUAUUUAAGCUGUUUUACUUUAUCCCAGAAGCAUAGAACUGGCAAAAGGAAAUACUUAUCAGUGAUUUUUCAAAAACCCCAGUGUAAUAUUUUUAAAACAAUAAAAGAUUACAUAACUGCUAACUUCUGUGGGUUUAUUUCAAAGAUCAUUAGUUCUUUUAUUAUUAUUCUUUUUUAAAAACAGACUUGCAUUUAAACUGUUAGGCUCAUAUCAACCUAUGCAGUUGGUUAUCCAAAAACUAAAAACAAUCUCAGUAAGGCUUUUAGUAGUCUUUAGAAUACCAACAUUUGCUUGUAGACGAUCUAAUUUUUCAUUGCUUAAAAUAUAUAGGAACAGUUGGUAACAAAACAUGAGCCGAUCACAGUUAAGUUGAUAGGAAGCAACUCUAAGAAAAAUGUUUUCAGGAAGCACAUGAAGCUCAUUUUCUCCACACCUUCACUCUCUUGAUGCAAUGAAUUUAUUGCUGCAUCUGUAAACAUUGUCUGCUUAAGGCUAACAUACUGUUUUUCUCUAAGAUCUCUGAUAGCAAUGCUAAUGCCAUUGUGCUAACACCAUGUGCAUUUUUUCAGCUUAAGCUUGUCUAAGAGUUAUUUUACAAACAAGUCACAUUUUAAAUUGAAGAGCAUGUGUAGAGCCUUAACGUAAGACGCAAUCUGCAGCAAAUUAAAUUUAUGCCAUCAUUUCAAAAUGACUGAACAAAAUUCUAUUAUGCUCAAACGCGAUGACUGCUCUUUGUACAGUUACCUAUUGAAAGUCAUUCUUUUGCCUCAAUAAAAGUUGUAAAUUCA
Messenger RNA from Cygnus olor (mute swan), 3631 nucleotides. It is a transcript of the gene NEXN, whose product is annotated as nexilin F-actin binding protein. Bases 549 to 2384 code for a protein of 611 amino acids. Gene Ontology annotation, molecular function: cell-cell adhesion mediator activity. The record is from RefSeq and is a predicted model, not a curated record. Gene Ontology annotation, cellular component: plasma membrane; axon. Lineage: Eukaryota; Metazoa; Chordata; Aves; Anseriformes; Anatidae. The transcript is spliced from 12 exons. Gene Ontology annotation, biological process: dendrite self-avoidance; mitochondrial fusion; homophilic cell-cell adhesion.